This is a messenger RNA of Penicillium macrosclerotiorum, 1128 nucleotides long. Its product is annotated as Gfo/Idh/MocA family protein. Bases 1 to 1128 code for a protein of 375 amino acids. NCBI's taxonomy places the organism in Eukaryota, Fungi, Ascomycota, Eurotiomycetes, Eurotiales, Aspergillaceae. The transcript has a single exon. The record is from RefSeq and is a predicted model, not a curated record. Gene Ontology annotation, molecular function: nucleotide binding.
AUGAGCUCCAAAGACGGGAAAAUGGCAGUUGCCCUCGUUGGCGGAGGGACGAUUGCUCCACUCCAUGCUGAAUACCUUCUUUCUUCUCCCACCUGCUCUCUGGUCGCGAUAAUCGAUCCAUUCCUCCCAGGAAAGGAACUUGCAUUCAAACUUUCGGUACUUCAUUUUGACUCUAUAGAAAAUCUUCGGGACUCCUGCUCCACGACUCCGGAAGCAUAUAUUAUCUGUGUCCCAUCAAAUCUCCACAUAUCGGUGGCCCAAGAAUUACUCAAUACCAUGUCACCAAAAGCAAUUCUUAUUGAAAAGCCCUUUUGCACAGACUCCAAGUCAGGUGAAAGCUUUCUUCGAACUGCUAAGAGCAAAAAGUGCACCAUACUUGUGGGCCAUCAUCGCCGUUUCCACCCAUCCCUUGUCCGUGCCCGGCAGGUCAUCAACAGUGGUCAAAUCGGUAAAAUCACAGCAAUAUCUGGAUCAUGGACCGUGAAGAAGAAUGAUGGAUAUUAUACCUUCGCUGAGUGGCGUGGCUCCCGCUCUGCUGGUGGUGGUCCAAUAUGGACCAACUUUGUUCAUGAUAUUGAUGUUCUACAUUAUCUAACUGGAUCCAAUGUCAUUCGAGUGUGGGCAACUGGAACCAUAAGCCAUCGAUCACAUCCUGGGAUUCCAAAGGAUGAUAAAGUUGAAGAAGGAGCAGCAAUUAUGCUUCAAUUCGCGAACGGAAUUGUCGGAACCUUCAUCGUCAGCGAUAACGUAGAAAGUCCAUUCGGAUGGGAAGCCGCGACAGGAGACAACCCACUUUAUCCCCCCGCUCCAGUAAAAAUUGACUGUUAUCGUAUCUUUGGCACGCAUGGAACGCUCACGGAGCCCGAUGGAGCGAUAUGGCAGUACAACGAAAGAGAUGCCAAAGAAUUGAAAAAGGAGAUCGGGUGGAACGUUGCUAUCCGCCGAGAACAACUGAGCUUGUCAGAUCAAAUUCCUUUCAAGCAGCAGAUCGAGAAUUUGUCUCGAGUGACUCGAGGAUUAGAGGAAGCUCAUUGCUCAGGAGACGAUGGAUUGAAUGCAGUCCGAGUAUGCGAGGCUGUUGUCAAGGCUUUAAAAUUAGGAGAUGGCCUUCCGAUUGAAUUACAUUGA